AUGGAGGUGAUGAUGUUAUAAAUAUAUUUAAUGUUUAUCUAUCUCUGUAUAUUUGAGAUGAACGUAACAGAGUGCAAAGUGUAUUUGGAGCAAACAGAUUUUUAUUUUGAUAAUGUUACAGCAACAAUAAAAGGUGCGCAUUCUAACCGCAAUUUUUUUUAGGAAGCAACGUUAGCUAACUAGCUAGCACAGAUGCGUCUCUGAACAUUUGGCUAUCAAAUUGCAUCAUGCCAGUCAUAGAGGGCUACGGUUUCAAUGUUGCAUACAUUUUGGUUUGUAGGCAAGCGCUUGAAUGUAUCGUUGGGAUACAUAGCUACCGGUAUAAUAACGGUAUAGGCCUUAAAAUGUAAGGCAGGCUACGCCUAGCCCUAGUAGUAGGCGUAGUAGUUACAUGCAUUUAACUGGAUAAAGGAAUUUACCCACUAGAAAUGGUAUUUGCAUUAUAAAGUAUAUUAAAUAAUAUUUUCAAAAUGGCGAAUUGUUGUUUCCCCAACAAUGUUCCAGAGUCGUGGCUAAUGUGAUGGUUACACUAUCUCUCCUAAAAUGUUAUGUGUUUUUUUUUUUAUCAGCAUAAGUCUGUCUUGCUGUUGGACAUUGGGCAGAGCUGAUUACUGUACCCCCCAAUAACCAUAACCAGGGCAUUAUAUAAAUAUUCUCAAUAUAAGGCUCUGUCUGUAACCAUUUAAAUAGCCUGGCUGGCGCAUUGCAUUCUAAUGCAGUAGUUCUGCCUUUGGGCGGUGUGAAAUUAGAACGUUUACACGUAUAUAUUGGAGUCAAGUGUACUGUACAAUUUUAGUAAAAAGAUAGUAUGCUGUUGUCUAUAUAGUUGCAUUGUUAUGUGUGACAUACAUUCCUGUUUUGAAUAAUUUAACAGGGAGCUAGGGAGCCAGAACAGCUCAGGAAGCUGUUCAUUGGGGGCCUCAGUUUUGAAACCACUGAGGAAAGUUUAAGGAUCCAUUUCGAACAAUGGGGAAACCUCACAGAUAGUGUGGUAUGUAUGCAUUUCGCUCGCAAUUUGAUUUUACACACAAGUGUCUAGUGUUUACCAAAUUGGUUAAAGUAAUGUAAGCUAAUACGUUGGUUUCCUGUAGGUGAUGCGGGACCCAAACAACAAGCGCUCGAGAGGGUUCGGCUUUGUGACAUACUCCUGUGUGGAGGAGGUUGAUGCCUGCAUGGCAGCUCGCCCUCAUAAGGUGGACGGGCGUGUUGUCGAACCUAAAAGGGCUGUGUCGAGAGAGGUAAGCAAAGUCUGCUUGACAUUUCAGGUGCGUUUGCUGUUGUGGAGGUGUGACGGGUGUGUGUUCACUGCUUGUCUGUCUCAGGACUCCAACAGACCAGGUGCCCACCUGAGGGUGAAGAAGAUCUUUGUCGGGGGGAUCAAGGAGGACACAGAGGAGGACCACAUCAGGGAGUACUUUGAGCCCUACGGGAGGAUCGAGACCAUUGACAUUAUGGAGGAACGCGCAACUGGGAAGAAGAGGGGGUUCUGCUUCGUAUCAUUUGAUGACAAUGACACUGUGGAUAAAAUAGUCGGUAUGUUUGGGUAUUUUUUAUUUUUUUUAUUCAUUUUUUUUGCAGUUUUGAAUUUGUCAUUUGAAACAUCAGUAAACAUUCCGUUUAAGUAUUUUCUCUUGUUUUCUUUUCAGCUCAAAAAUACCACACAAUAAACACACACAACUGUGAAGUCAGAAAAGCACUUUCAAAACAGGAAAUGAUGGAGGCGUCCAAUCAGAGGAGUAAGCGUAAUAACCAAUCUUUAUACUGCUUGUACAAAUGUGUGACUGUUUUAGAGAAGCACAUAUAUAGAAUGCGCUUCAUUGUCAAUAUUGGGCCAUUCUAUUUUUUUAGGUAGGGGUGGUGGCUCUGGGAACUUCAUGGGUAGAGGUGGCAACUUUGGUGGCGGCAACUUUGGACGAGGUAAGCACUUUUUUUUUUUUACAUUUGACAUGGAACUUAAGAACAGGUAAUCACACAAUAAAUGUAAACAUUUGAUCUUGUGUUACAGGAGGCUACGGUGGAGGAAGAGGAGGUUAUGGAGGAAGAGGAGGAUAUGAGGGAGAUGGUAAAUGUUUCUAUACCGUUUAGUGGAUAAUCAGAUGAGGGGGGGGGGGGGAAACAAAGCUGCAUCACUAGAAGAGAGCUUGCUCAAAUCUGAUUGCUCUGCUUUUGGUCGCUGUCCUGAUCGGAGUGGUCGGUUUGUAACCCGUCCUGAUCUGAGUGGUCGGUUUGUAACCCGUCCUGAUCUGAGUGGUCGGUUUGUAACCCGUUCUGAUCUGAGUGGUCGGUUUGUAACCCGUUCUGAUCGGAGUACUCUGUUUUGUAACCCGUUCUGAUCGGAGUACUCUGUUUUGUAACCCGUUCUGAUCGGAGUACUCUGUUUUGUAACCCGUUCUGAUCGGAGUACUCUGUUUUGUAACCCGUUCUGAUCGGAGUACUCUGUUUUGUAACCCGUUCUGAUCGGAGUACUCUGUUUUGUAACCCGUUCUGAUCGGAGUACUCUGUUUUGUAACCUGUUCUGUGCAGGUGGGAACUAUAGUGGAGGACCAGGCUACGGUGGUGGACGUGGUGGGGGGGGUUAUGGGGGAGGAGGUCCUGGGUAUGGAAACCAGGGAGGAGGAUAUGAUAACUACAAUGACGGAGGCAACUUGGGAGGUACAAACGCAUGUUUUAGCCAGGAUAUAUUGUGAUCGGUUCAUUGAGCUGCAUUCACAGUAACCCACGGUAAUUGAAUUUGAUGUCGGAUCUUCUAAAAGCAAAUCUCUGUGACCGCUAGGAAACUUUGGUGGUGGAGGAGGUGGAAAUUACAAUGACUUUGGUACCUACGGAGGACAGCAAUCCAGCUAUGGCCCCAUGAAGGGAAACAACUUUGGUGGCAGAAACUCUGCCAGCCCCUAUGGAGGUGAGUGUUCUCUCCCUGAGCUGGAUGAGACGAUGUGCCUAUCUGAUGACACAACACUCAUCUGUCAAUCAUUGUUCAUUCCAGGUGGCUAUGGCUCAGGAAGUGGAAGUGGCGGCGGCUACGGUUCUCAGCGUUAUUGA
Coregonus sp. 'balchen' is the source of this 3039-nucleotide messenger RNA. The record is from the annotation of a GenBank genome assembly. Lineage: Eukaryota; Metazoa; Chordata; Actinopteri; Salmoniformes; Salmonidae.